Messenger RNA from Eleginops maclovinus (Patagonian blennie), 6028 nucleotides. It is a transcript of the gene gucy2d, whose product is annotated as guanylate cyclase 2D, retinal. Gene Ontology annotation, biological process: cGMP biosynthetic process; intracellular signal transduction; protein phosphorylation. Bases 513 to 3974 code for a protein of 1153 amino acids. Gene Ontology annotation, molecular function: protein kinase activity; adenylate cyclase activity; guanylate cyclase activity. The record is from RefSeq and is a predicted model, not a curated record. Lineage: Eukaryota; Metazoa; Chordata; Actinopteri; Perciformes; Eleginopidae. The transcript has 19 exons. Gene Ontology annotation, cellular component: plasma membrane.
UUUACCUGUUAGUUAUUCGCAGCUCUUUGCCAGCUUUUUAUCAAUCCAGACGCUGGUUGCACUUCACCUCAAACAUAAUCCUCUGUGGUGUGGGGUGUGUCCCAGUCCAAAUCAGGGGCAGCUGGAUAUGAAGACAUUUUUCAUUUUCAAUAUGUCUUUAAGGACCUUGGAAUCAAGAGGUGAUAAUUAGAUCCUUUUUUUUUAAACUUCUCAAGCCAUUUGGAUUACCUGAUGAUAUUUUUUCCCAGUAAAAGGAUAAGUACUUCUGUAUACUUGUGUAUACUUAAUCCACCUGGAGUUUGGAUGGUACUACUCAGCGACAGGCUCCAACGUCGACAUGGCUCCUACAGGAUGUAGAGAAAUUGCUCCAGUGAUGGCUCAGGGUCAUCUCGUCGCCUGUGCCAAGGCCUGCUGAGUGUCAAGGGAGACAGUCCUAUUCACCAAGACACAGCCCCUGUCACACGUAUCACCAGAAACUCUCUCUAAAGCGUCAGAAUAGCUCUGUGUGGAAAAUGGCAAGUCACAGAGACCCUCGCUUUCUGCACAACCUGUCCUACCACCCGCGAUGGCAGCACGACUCAAUAAAACUGAAGAGAAAAAGACUCGCUCGAACAGUGGCUUCCAACAGUUACAGUAGACAUAGUCUCUUUAAAUCAAUAGCAGCUUCAUCAUCUAAACCACAGUUGCCAUCGAAUCCUGUGCAACGCUCCAGGGGCUGGUUCGGGGUCAGGCUUUUACUGCCCUUCCUCAUGCUCACAUUCCUGCCCUGUCAAGCCUGGGCGACCACUUUCAAGGUGGCUCUGGUUGGACCCUGGACGUGUGACCUCCUAUACUCUAAGUCUCUCCCAGACUUGGCCGCCCGCCUCGCUACCGCCCGCAUAAACAAGGACCCCUACCUCAACAAAGGCUACUGGUAUGACUACACGCUGGUCAAUGAGGACUGCAAGUCUUCCCGUGCGCUGGCUCGCUUUGCUGAGCUGAACGGUUAUGGUGCUGCUUUCCUUGGACCCGCCAACCCCGGCUACUGCUCCUCGGCUGCUUUGUACACCAGACAGUGGGAUAUUGGGAUUCUCUCCUGGGGUUGCCUGAAACCCAACAUGAAUAAAUUGGGCAUGUAUUCCAGCUUCCAGCGCCCGCUGCCCCUGUCCUCCCGCGUGCUUUUCAACGUGCUGCGGUUCUUCAGUUGGGCUCAUGUGGCUGUAAUCUCAGAGGAGACCGAUAUAUGGGAAGCCACAGGACUGGAGCUGGCCUCGUCACUGAGGGCCCUUGGCCUGCCUGUCAACCCGGUGGUCACUAUGUACUCCGACAAGGAAGGGCCGCGGAGGGCGCUGACAAAAGUACGGGAAGCAGACAGGGUCAGAGUGGUCAUUAUGUGCAUGCCUUCUGUCCUGAUUGGCGGUCAAGCCCAGUACCAGCUCCUGACGACAGCACUGGACAUGCGUAUGAUCGACCGCGGUUACGUGUUCAUUCCCUACGACACCCUCCUCUACUCGCUACCCUACAAUGGGGCUCCCCACUAUAUGCUGGGCAAUGACACCAAGCUGCGGAAAGCCUAUGACGGGGUCCUCACCAUUACCAUGGACUCUGGGAAACGCAACUUCUACGAGGCCUUCAAAGACGCUCAGGACAGCCAUGAAAUCCGAAGCACCUCCAAACCAGAGCAGGUUUCUCCAUUCUUUGGCACCAUCUACAACAUGAUGUACUUCACAGCAAUGGCCGCUGAGCAGGCCCGGGCUAAAGGAGGCCGCUGGGUCACCGGUCAGAUCCUGGGGGAAAGCAAGGGCGGCUUUGAAUUUGAAGGCUUCAAUCAGCAUCUGGAGGCCAACAGUGAAGGUGAAGGCAUGCAAGCUCGCUAUGUAGUGCUGGACUACAGUGGCAUUGGCAACUCUCUCUACUCAACUCAUGUGAUGGAGGCCGCUCAUACGUACAGUGGGGUCGGGAGCUUGAAAUACCUCGGCCGUUCGAUCCAUUUUGCAGGAAGCACGCCCUACACUGACUCCAGCUGCUGGUUCAGCCCCUACUUUGCCUGUACUGGAGGCAUGGAUACAAUCACAGUGUUCUUUACUCUCCUCGUGUUUGUUGCAAUAAUUGGAUGUGGAAUUAACUUAUUCAUUCAAUUCAAAAAAAAUGGCAGGAUCGGGUUCAGCUUUGGAGUUGGUGGUGGUAGUGGUGCUGGCGGUGGAUCACCGAAGGUCAUCCUGACUCUGGACGACCUGAUCUUCAUCAACACUCAACUCAGCAAACGGAGGAUCAAUGAUGAAAGCAUCCUGAAGAGCCAGCUCGACAUGAGGACGCCUCAACACUCCGUCUCCGGUCGCAGCUACAUGGCAACCUCUCCGGACAGCUCCAAUGUCGCCGUGUUUGAGGGUGACUGGGUUUGGUUGAAGAAGUCGCCCAAUGGAGCUGUAUCGAGUGUCAACGGAAACACUGAGCAUAUCUUCGUAAAGCUCAGAGACAUGAGGCACGAGAACCUCAAUCUGUUCCUGGGACUGUUCUUCGACUCCGGGAUCUUUGCUAUUGUGACCGAGCAUUGCUCCAGGGGCAGCUUGGAGGAUCUGCUCAACAACGAGGAAGUGCGUCUCGACUGGAUGUUCAAGUCUUCCCUGUUGAUGGAUCUGAUUCGGGCGAUGAAGUACCUGCACAAUCGGGACAUCAUCCACGGGCGACUGAAAUCCCGUAACUGUCUGGUAGAUGGCCGCUUCGUAUUGAAGGUGACAGAUUAUGGGUUCAAUGAAAUUGUGAAUGCCCAAGGCUUUGACCACGGAGAGGAGAGUAAUGAGAAUCUGCUUUGGACGGCUCCUGAGCUGCUGAGAAAUCCCACUCUAAGAAAAAGGGGAACUUUCUCAGGAGACGUGUACAGCUUCUCCAUCAUCGGGCAGGAGGUCAUCUCUCGCUCCGCACCUUUCUGCAUGCUAGACAUGCCUCCCAAGGAGAUUAUAAGCAAGCUCAAAGAGCCUCCUCCUUUGUGUCGGCCUGUCAUAUCACUGGACGAAGCCCCGCUGGAAGUGAUACAGAUUUUGAAACAGUCCUGGAGUGAAGAGCCAGUGAAAAGGCCGACCUUUGAGGAGAUCUUCAAACACUUCAAGAACAUCACGAAGGGUAAGAAGACCAACAUUAUCGACUCUAUGCUGCGAAUGUUGGAGCAGUACUCCUCCAACCUGGAGGAUCUGAUCAGAGAGAGGACGGAGGAGCUGGAGGUGGAGAGGCAGAAGACCGACAAGCUGGUGGCUCAGAUGUUGCCCAAGUCCGUGGCCCAGGCGCUGAAGACGGGCAAGCCUGUCAAACCCGAGCACUUCAGCGAGGUCACGCUGUACUUCAGCGACAUCGUGGGCUUCACCACCAUCUCCGCUCUCAGCGACCCCAUCGAGGUGGUCGACUUGCUCAACGACCUCUACACACUCUUUGAUGCCAUCAUUGGACUGCACGAUGUCUACAAGGUGGAAACUAUCGGAGAUGCCUACAUGGUGGCGUCAGGAGUUCCCAACAGGAACGGCAACCGUCACGCAGCUGAGAUGGCCAACAUGUCUCUGGACAUCCUCCACUGCAUCGGGACCUUCAAGAUGAGGCACAUGCCUGAUCUGAAGGUCAGGAUCCGUGUCGGCCUGCACUCAGGCCCAGUGGUAGCUGGAGUAGUGGGUCUCACGAUGCCUCGGUACUGCCUGUUUGGAGACACUGUCAACACAGCAUCUCGAAUGGAGUCCACAUCGUUGCCUUACAGGAUCCAUGUCAACCAAAGCACAGUCAAUGUCCUGAACAACUUGAAUCUGGGAUACAAAAUCGCAUGCAGAGGCAUGACAGAACUAAAGGGAAAAGGGAUUGAGAACACGUUUUGGCUGGUAGGGAGGGAGGACUUCGACAAGCCUCUGCCUAUUCCUCCAGACCUUCCUGGGGGCAUGAGUACUGCUAUCACUUUAGAGGAGAUUCCUCCAGACAGAAGACAGAAGUUCCUGGAUCGACAGAAGAAAAUGACCUAGGCUGGUGUUUCAUUUAUUUAUUUUUUUACAAACGUCCCAGAAUGAAAAGUGAUAUCUUGUAGCUCAGCAUUGUUUUUCCAGUUAAGCUACACACGGAGAGGUGUGAAGGAAAAAGAAGACCCUGCAACAACCACAAGCUACAAUGAAAUCCACACCUUUUCUGGAAAUCAUUUCUGUGCUAAAGAUAAUCUUAAUUGUAGAAGUGCCAGCUGUCCAUAUCAUGUAAGUUCAACAUCCUGCAAAAUAUGCAUACUGAGGUUGAGUUGCAGAUCCAUAAAGUGUUGGUUUAGACCUCAGUAAAGGGAUUUGUGAUUGAUAUGUUUACAAAAGUAAUCACCGAUUCAUGUGUAAAAUCCCAGUGUACUUCAUGUACUGCGAGGGUUUGUGCUUUGUAGAGAUAUUGGAUCCUAAACCCACCACCUAUUCAUCUCUGAUAUAAUAGAGCACUCACUUUAGAAGCAUUAGCUUUUUAAAAAACUACAUUAAAGCAUUUGCACAGUGAUUUAGACAACGGUUAGUUCAGUGAGGGUCGAGAGCAGGUUUUAAUUUAGCUUUAGUGUAUUAUCACUGUAGUCAUUUAAUAACACAACAUAUUUUUUAUGACUGGCUCUUUAAACACGUUAUCUCAUUCCUGCAAAAAAGCCUAUUGGAUCAAUUAGACUGAUAUAUAUGUGUCAUUUUAAGCAUGUCUACUAACAAAACCUUAGUUUAGAUGACUUGUUUCAAUGCUAACUGUAAAGAUGCAUCGGGGGAUUAAUCUUGGGUCUGCAAAGCUUGAAAACAUCCAACAUUUAAUGACGCAUUGACCUUAAAAAUAUCCACAUCAUAUUCCAAACAUUGAUUUACGAGGUGCACCACUAUGUUUCUCCUCUUCAUGAUGUCACAGAGCUACAUACACGGCAUUGCUUUUUAAUGAUGUUUGUAUUGCUUUAACCAUCAUGCUGACUGAAUCAAAGGAGACACAACAUCCAAACAAGACCCAGACUCCUGCUCUCUAAUGCAUUUCACAAUAGCUUCGUCUACAUGUAGCCUAUUACUGAAACAUGCUGCCUGCAUUCCUGACUGUACUGUACCGCUGUGUGUGUAACGGGGUCUGAGUGGGACAGACCUGAUUUCUGUGACUCACAGUAUAUAUCUGCUCUGCACUGAUAUGCAGAGAGUCAAUGGGCUGAAAUGAUUAUCUCCAAUAAUGUGCUUCAGCAGAUUGAGCCUUCUCAUGUGUAUCGCUUUGGGAAAAUGUACGGCCGUGUCUGAGUUUUUCAGCCAUUACUUUUUUCUUUCCGGGACCCCAAGCUGUACCCGAACGUCCUCUGAGAACAAAUGUUCCCUAAGUUUCUCCCAUGCCCAACCCCGGGCGAUUUUAAAGAACAUAUGGGGGGUGCAGGCGUAUAAAAAGUGGAAGGACAGAGUCUUCUGAGUCAUUCCUCUUUGGCUCAGGGAUGUGUAUAUACUGUAAAUUUGUACAUAGUUAGUUUGUCUUUGUGUCCUGCAGGGUUAGGGACUUUUUAGUGGAGUUUCAUUUCUGCUUUGGUUCCCUAAACCCCUGACACAAAGGGAGAUAUGAACAGAACAUAAAGGUUUAAUCACAGUGCAAGGACAUUGCAAGCAACUGCAUUGUUCACUCACUCUGUGUUGGCUUGCUAAUUGUCUGCCGCAGCACUGAUAUUAAAGCAACAAUAGGCAGGCAAUGUUAGAAUGAGAUUUAUCUCCGACUACAGCUUCAGUCUGCGGCAUUUUUUAUCCUGGGAAACUUACUUUUUGACAACUUUUAACAUAGACAACAUUUAAAAAAUCAUACGACUUGAUUGUCAGGCUUCUUGUGGUGAAGUAUUUCACACCAUUCCAUGUUUAGCGCUGGCUCUUCAGGAUUAAUCAAACUUUUGCCGAAGAUGAUUCAGAGUCCAGAUAAGGAACAUUAUCCGGAUGAUUCUUUGACGGUAUCCAAAGAACAAACUUAGUUAUUCUAUAUAGCUAGAACCUAGAUAUCUAAUCAAUUUGCCAAAUAGACUGAUCUCAUCCAAGUUGAACGGACUGUGUUGUUCAUUCUGAAAGUG